AUCAAAAUGAUAUCUUAUCGAAUGACGUAUUGAAGCAUCCUGAUGGUGAUAAUUUGUGCAAAAAUUAGCAAAUCAAAUCAGUAAUGGACAUGAAUUCGAAGGGAAUAUAUGUAUCAGUGGAUCAUAAAAGUGCUUCAGUCUUCAAUAUUUGUAAUGCUACAAACAAGGGAUUUUGCUUGAUUAGCAUCAGAAAUUUUAGGAGUUUUACUGAGGAAAUAAGAGGAAAGCUCUGAAUUAGAUGAACGAGGUCCAUAAAAUAGUACUGCUCAUAAUUUGUUACAUGGUAUAGAGAAUAUUCUUCAUCAUGGAUAUUUCUAAUAGGCAACUUGAGGAGUUGAGGCGAUUAUUUUUAUAUAGGUGGUUUUUUUCAAGUUCCUCGUACAACAGAAAAUAUUUACCUAGAGCGGAAGAAGUUGAGAUAAUUCCCAACCAUGGUCCUUUGUAUAAAUUAAUACCUUUGGGAGAGAAUAGCAUUGAAUAUAAAACAGUCAAAUAUCUAAUGGGGAUGGAUGAUAUCCGAAUUUUAAGCAUAUCAAAGAUUGAAAAUCAGUUUCUGAAGAGAAGUUAUGAGUUGAAAAAAGAUCAGAAAAGAACAACUGGUUGGAUAAAUUUUGAGUUGAAUUUAUUUCAUGGUACAAAAAAAAGAUCAGUAAAGGAUAUUUGUAGAGAGAAUUUCAACUGGCGUAUGCAUGGCAAAAGAAGUCGUAAUCGUUGCUAUUAUGGAAAAGGCGUUUAUUUCACACCAGAUGCGACUAUUUCUAGGAAAUAUCCCAGAGGAACAGAAGGUGAAAGGUACAUGCUUUUGAGUAAGGUCUUAAUCGGAAAUAGUGCUGUAGGAAAUCCUUCAGUAGUCAUUCCACCAACUGAUAUAGAUACAACAGUUUCACGUAAUUUAAAAGAAAUCGUUAAAUAUGAAGAUAAUGAAUUUUGUCCGUCCUACAGAAUUGUUUUUAUGAUAGGAAAUCAUCGUAAGGAUGAUAUUGAAAUCGAUGGAAUGGAAAAUAAAGUUGAUACGCAGUCGAUACCUUUCAGAACGUUAACAAGUAUAUCACAGCAAUUAGCAUUUAAUUUCACCAAGGUGCAUAGUAGUUCUACUAAUGAUUUCGGCUUCAAUUAUCCAGCUGAGAUUGAGGAAGAUUACUAUAGUGACUACAGCGAAACUAGUUCAGAUGAAAGCAGUGACGACUCUGAAAGAGAAAUAGAGGGGCAAGCAAGAACAACUGAUGAAAUAUAUUAUGUUCCUUCAGAAUCCUGGUUAGCUUCAUCCAUAGGAGGUAUUUUUCAAAUACUGAAAUCAAUUUGGUACGUAUUAGUUCCACAACUGCUAAUGCAAUCAUCUGAGGAGAGUGAGAGUGAUAGUUCAGAUAGUGAUUAAUCUUGAUGAUAUACCUAUUUAUGUAUUAUUAUUCCAUUCUAUACAUUAUAAUGAACUAUUUUAAGAGCCAUUU
Harmonia axyridis is the source of this 1448-nucleotide messenger RNA. RefSeq lists its product as uncharacterized. Bases 305 to 1375 code for a protein of 356 amino acids. The transcript has 3 exons. The record is from RefSeq and is a predicted model, not a curated record. NCBI's taxonomy places the organism in Eukaryota, Metazoa, Arthropoda, Insecta, Coleoptera, Coccinellidae. Gene Ontology annotation, molecular function: NAD+ poly-ADP-ribosyltransferase activity.